AGCUCUUCCUGGUUGGUAGGAAACCAGGAAAUAAAUAACAACUCGGUUCUUCGACAUAUUUUCUUGGCACUAGCUAUCAGCUUUUACUGUGAAGCGUAUUGACACGUCGUACAUCUACAUAAAAAGAAAUUGUCGCCAGGCAGUGAUAAUGGCCUUUUUAAAGAAAAAAACAGUUGAUGACGUCAUCAAAGAACAGACCAAAGAGCUGAAAGGAACUCAAAGACAGAUCACCAGAGACAGAUCUGCCCUGGAGAAACAAGAAAAACAACUGGAGAUGGAGAUCAAGAAGAUGGCUCGAACAGGAAACAAGGAAGCAUGCACCAUCCUGGCCAAGCAGCUGAUCCAGCUAAGGAAGCAGAAGAACAGGACAUACGCUGUCAGUUCAAAGGUCACUUCCAUGUCCACUCAGACCAAGUUGAUGCACUCCCAAAUGAAAAUGGCAGGAGCCAUGGCUACCACCACCAAAACUAUGCAGGCAGUGAAUAAGAAGAUGGACCCUCAGAAGACACUACAGACAAUGCAGAACUUCCAGAAGGAGAACAUGAAGAUGGAGAUGACAGAGGAAAUGAUGAACGACACUUUGGACGAUCUAUUUGACGAGUCUGGGGAUGAGGAGGAGUCUGAGGGAAUAGUCAGUCAGGUCCUGGAUGAGAUUGGCAUUGAAAUUUCAGGAAAGAUGGUGAGCGCACCCUCGGCCAGCAGAAAUCUCCCCAGUGCUUCUACCUCAAAAUCAGACGGCAUCUCUGAUGAAGAUAUUGAAAGGCAGCUCAAAGCUCUUGGAGUGGACUAAAAAACACACGCUUAGUUACACACAUACAGUCACAGACACAUACCUUCAUGCUAUACAUACACUCACUCAGUGCCUGGAUACAUGCACUACACAAACAGCAAGUCUCACGUUCAGCAUGUAACCACCAACACUUCAAGCGCACACUUAAUGUUCCCUUGUUGAGUGUCCAACUCUUGACUUGCUUUCUCUGGGAUAACAGUAGUGCCAAUAAAGGCACGUACCAUUU
Molecule: messenger RNA, 1016 nt
Organism: Hypomesus transpacificus
Lineage: Eukaryota; Metazoa; Chordata; Actinopteri; Osmeriformes; Osmeridae
Gene: chmp2bb
Product: charged multivesicular body protein 2Bb
Exons: 6
Coding region: 149-790 (213 amino acids)
Biological process (GO): protein transport; endosome transport via multivesicular body sorting pathway; late endosome to vacuole transport
Cellular component (GO): multivesicular body; ESCRT III complex
Source: RefSeq, a predicted model, not a curated record